CUCUUGGAAAGGGAAUCCUGGGCCGCAGCCCUGACAGGAGGACUGAUUGCGCCAUGUCUCCGCCUGUUUGUGGGUGUGUCCCCGGGCUGUCACUAGCAGCAACACAAGCACCCCGGCCUAGUGUAGGGAGGGUCCCCGGACUGUCAGUGCCAGCGGGCCCCAGUGUGGGAUGGCGGUGUGCGCCAGGUUGUGCGGAGUCGGACAGUCCGGGGGCUGCAGGAGGAGACAACAGCGGAAGGGAGCCGGAAACGGCCCUGAGCUGGAGGAUGAAGAGGAAGAGGACGAGGUGCGGAUUGAGGCAGAAGUAAUAGGAGGACAAGCAGCAGAGGCGCCCCGGAGACCCCGCUCUCUCUUGCAUCUGCCGCCAGAGAUCCUUGUGGAGAUUUUCUCCUCACUGCCCGGUACCGAGCUGCCAAGCCUAGCCCAGGUCUGCAGGAAGUUCCGCCAGAUCCUCACUACUGACACUAUCUGGAAGCGACGCUGCAAGCAAGAAUAUGGUGUCUGUGAAAAUCUGCGAAAACUGGAGGUCACAGGAGUGUCCUGCCGUGAUGUCUAUGUCAAACUGUUGCACCAAUACCGCCAUAUCUUGGGCCUUUGGCAGCCAGAUAUUGGCCCUUACGGAGGACUGCUUAAUGUUGUGGUAGAUGGCUUAUUUAUUAUUGGCUGGAUGUAUCUUCCCCCUCAUGAUCCACAUGUUGAUGAAGCUAUGAGGUUGAAACCUGUUUUUAGAAUUCACUUGAUGGAGAGGAAUGAUGCAACAGUAGAAUGUAUGUAUGGACACAAAGGACCCCACAAUGGCCAGAUCCAGAUUGUGAAAAAAGAUGAAUUCUCUACUAAGUGCAUACAGACAGAUUAUCACCGGAUGUCUGGAGGAAGACAAGAGGAAUUCAGGACAUGGUUGCGGGAAGAUCUAGGGAGAACCCUUGAAGAUAUUUUCCACGAGCACAUGCAGGAAUUAAUUCUAAUGAAGUUUAUUUACAUUUGCCAAUAUGACAAUUGCCUUACAUACCGAAGGAUAUAUCACCCACCCAGCCGACCGGAUGACCUGUUGAAUCCUGGAUUCUUUAAAGGGACCUAUGGGAGCCACGGCCUGGAGAUUGUCAUGCUCAGCUUCCAUGGAACGAUUGCCAAAGUGACCAAAAUAACAGGAGAUCCCAAUGUUCCAGCAGGUCAGCAGACACUAGAGGUUGAUCUAACACGGCCAGUGCAGCUUCCUGAUGUAGAGCACCUACGAAAUUUUGAUGAGAUGUCCCGCCUCAUUCUGGACGUCCAGGCACAGAUCCACCGAGAGCAAAGGCAGACAGGCAAUGAAGAAGAUGAUGGAAGAGGGGCAGGUCCAGAUAAGGCAGAACAUUCUCAACAACCCGCACCUGUCCUAAGGCCCGCAAAUGAAGAUGCAAAUAAAGUUGAUGGAGGUGAUGGUGAAGAACAAAAACCCCCAAAUGUGCAGUCCUUUGUGCUCCCUACUGGGGUGAUGGCUAGGAAUGAGGAAUACCCUCGUAGCUGUAAAAUGUGCUUUUAUGGUACUGGCCUCAUUGCUGGACAUGGAUUCAGUAGUCCUGAACGGACCCCAGGUCUAUUCAUCCUAUUUGAUGAGGAUCGUUUCGGGUUUAUAUGGUUGGAGUUAAAAUCUUUUAGCCUUUACAGUCGGAUGAGAGACAGAUUCCAGCAAUCAGAAGCUCCAUCUGUAGAAGCCUUCGAAGAAAUGCUCCAAAAUAUGCAAUCCUGGACAACCUAAACGGUGUGGGCAAGGAGUGCAGUGCGUCAGGAAUUCAGUGAAUCUGCAGUACUGGAUGUAGGUCAUGUCACUGUUCAUAAUCAAGGAAAGAAUAUUCCAACCUUGGUACCUCGAAAAUCAAUGCAUGUACUUUCCACAAUAAUAUAUAACCCUUUAAUUGGCAGUAGGGCCAAUGCUAUGCAUAGCCCUGUGGCAACAAAACAAGGUUAAAUGGAAUUUCAGUUGUUGCUUUUAAACAAAUUAUCCCUAUAAUUGUAUAUAUAAAGGCUAACAUAACGUAUGUAAUAAUAUAUCAAAUGUAUAAAUAUAAGGGCAUGGCUUCCUAAAGAUCCCAUGCAAUUUGGGCAAAGUGAUUUGUUUAUUUUUCUAAACCUCUUUUAUCAUCCUAAAUGAUAAAGCUAUUUCUCCUUGUUGAGUAAAGAACAAAUAAAUAUGUGUUUGUAAGAGUAGCUAUAAUGGAUGUUGAAGAGAGAAGUUGAGAAUAUUUUGAUCCUUUCUGUUGGACCAACACAAAGAAGAUUCUGGUUCCUCUUGUGUUUUGGACCUGAAGAUCUAGGCUGCAAAUCUUAAAGAAAAGUUUCAAUACCUGUGGACAAGCAGACAGGAAGACCUUUGAAUGUCUGCAGACACUGAAUGUUGCUUUUGGCAUGAAAAGUUUUAGAUUCGGCCUCUUUGCCUUUCAUCACAGGGAUAAAAUAAAGCAAAACUUGCUUCAGGGAACUGUUUUGUACAUUUGAAUGAGGCUCUUCUCUGUAAUGCCUGUGGCAAACCUUCUGACUGCCAUCCAGCAGAAAAAGGCAGUGGUCACAACACCCUUGUUACCAGUGCUAUGUUGAGCAGUUAUGAGUCUGUCACACUCUGCUCUUUUACACAUGGUGCGUUACAUUCAGUAACAUUAUCAGCAGUGACAAACAGAUGGGCGUUUUGACCACUGCUGAUUUCCACCAGAGGGCAGCGACGGCAAAACUGUCCAUGUGCCAUAGGCCUAACAGUGACCAUUUAAAAUUCUGGUUUGAUUUAAAAGUGACCAUUGUAGUCCUAUUUAUGCCUUUCUAUGAACUUUUACAGACAUUGUCACAUGGUUCUGCAAUAUGAUAGUGGUACAAGGGGCAUCAAUAUACACUGCCAAAUAACUGCACACACAUUACAAAGUGUUAUGCCAAUCUUUUUAACAUUAUAAAGAGAAAGACAAAACAUAUAAAUCAUUUUUCCCAAAAAACUUUGACUAUAAUUAUGUCAAUAAUUCCUCAUUCCCCCUUCAUAGUAGUAUAGUAAAGGACAAAUAACACCAAAACAUAAAAUUUGUUCAUUUAAAUUGUGGUACCAGUUUGUCGUUCUCUCAAAAGUUAAAUCAAAAUCUUGUCUGGGUGUCAUAUCAGUUUUUGAGUUUGUGAAUUCGAGUUAGUUUUUCUAAAUCCAAUAAACUCGCACAUCGAAUCCUCGCUUAUUUAUUAAUAAGGAAAACUUGUUCAAAUAAAAAACUUGAAUUCCGAGUUUACAGACUCGAUAAAAAAAAAACCCUCAAAAAAUUUUAAUUGAAAAUAUGGCUUGAGUUUUCAUAUUUUUUGCUCUGCUAAAAUUGCUUCCCCACCAGAGGUGUGAGUGCAAAAAAAAACUUGAAUUGUGAGAAAACAAAAAAUCAAACUCAAACGUUUAAAAAAAUAAAAUACGUAAAAUGUCCGUCACUCACCAUUCCUUAGGAGCAAGAGCAAUGCUUCUAUUGCAGGCCAUUGUGGAACCUUAAUGUUGCUGCCACCUUCAGCAGCAGUUCCAUAACUGUGUAUGUGUAGAAAUGAUUACCCUGAGAAGAACCCCUCAGAAGCAGGCAGAAUCAUUCAGCCUAGGCAGAUUAACCUUUAGUAGUUAAAUCUCAUCCCUUCCUCUUGCCUCCCUGAAUCUCUCACUGACUGGCAUCUUUAAAUUUGAUAAUUAAAUUUGUUAAUUAAUGCAGUGUGAUGCAUGGAAAUAUAUCACCUUACUACUUAAUUAGGCAAGAUCAGAGCAGAUCUUUAUGUGUAAGGUUAGCUAAAGAGAAUCAGGAAGAAAGCAGAGGCAAGGGGGUUAGGAAACAUGUUUACUGUUGGCAUUGGAUAUCCAUGUACUAUGGAUAUCUGUCAGUUUGAACAUUUUUUCUUCCAGUGCACCAUGCUGGGCAGAGCAUUUUGCAUUGGCUGAUUAGGAAAUGGAGGAGUCAAAGCUCCUCCUCACUUUAUGCUUUUAAAUAAUAGAAAGGCAACCGUAUAAUGUGCGCAAUGCCGGAUUUAUAAUUUCGGCGCCCAGAGGUCCCCAUUAACAGCCACAGCAGCACAUUUCCACUAUAAAUUAAAAUACUGAACUGUUUGUGGAAACCCUUCUAUGACAUUUUUAUUUCCUGAUGUUACUGGUCCUGCUUAUAAUAUUGGCCUCCCUGCAUGUAACUUUUCUGUUUCUAUAACAUUAGUUACUGACAGACAGAAGCCCAAAAUAUUCUCCUCCAGUAUAUAUCAACCCAUCUUUUUUAGAACCCUGUAACUUUUUACAGUAGUCAAAAACUGUAGAAGAGGUUUUAGAUCUUUUGGAUUUAACAGAUAUUGAAGUCAUAUAUACAAGCACAAGAGGUUGAGAUACUACCUAUUGCUAACUUUUAGGGCAGGUAUUAGAAACAGACUGAUGGUUAACAAAGGGAACAGCAUAUCCAACCAUUAUGAGUGUUGUCUGGAGAUUGGCAGAAUGUUUACACACAACACUGGUACUGUUGAUCUUUAGGAGCAGUUUGCUUCUAACUCUAUUAUGGGGAUUUUCUGAGACAUGCCAGAGUACUGAAUCUUGAACUGACCUCAGAAUUUCAAUGUGCCAGUUUGUCUGAGCAACCAACAAAACAAUGAUUAGCACAGCUCUUCUGUUGGAACAGUUAAUCUCCAGUUCGCUUUUAAGAUAUUGUUAUUUAUAUUAUUGUAUGUUAUUUAGGCAGUUUUAAAAAGAAUCAGAUUCACUAAUUUAGGCACCAGGUAUGCAAGCAUUUUGUGGUCUGUCUGAUCUAAUCUGCGUGGGGUACUAAUGACAUCCCUGCCAGUGCAUUUAAGGCUAAUGCACACCGGGCUUUCUGAAUACUGCUGUAAUCAGCUGGAAAGUAGUAGCUGAUCUUAUUGAUUGUGUUUUUUGGAAAAUAUACUUGUCUAAUGCAAAUAGGACAGGCAGACUGCACAGAAAGGCUUGCAUCUGCAUAAAGGUCAGUUAUUUUUCAUUAUAAAUUGAUUAAGAAGAUUGGCACAAGUGUCAAUUUUUGACUUUUUACUUUGCAUUCCUUGCCAAAUUUACUACUUUUUAUUAAUCUUUGUUGAUAUAGCAGUAACAUAUUCUGCAGCACUUUACAGAGAUUAUACAUAGUGUCAAGAAUGACCCCUGCAUUUCUUUCCAAGACAAUUACUUAAAAGUGCCAGUAAAAGAGCUGGUCAUAUAAUUUUUUUCCAACACAACACAGACUGCAAUGGUUUUAGGCGACAAGUGGCUGACAGCUGCCUACAUUGGUGCUUUUCAAUAAUUGUCAAGGAGAAUAAUUUCGGGUAUUUUCAAAAUAAAUUUUUAACAAGAAAAGAGAAGUGGCAGGAACCCUCCCCCCAAAAUGUAAUGGAAAAUAGUGUAACCAGACUAAGGUGACUAACUAUAUUAGAAAUAUUUUUCUUUUGCGCAUAUUAUCUAUUUUACUCCGUUUCAUUUUUACACUGAACUGUUCCUUUAAACACCAGAAUCAGAUUGUAUAUUUACCACAGGACAUUGUGUUAUAAUAAUUCUGUAUACAGCUGUCAGUAGCGCUAUUAGAAUUCAUACAAUUCUAUAAUAAUGGGUGACCUAACUGUUACAAAAUCUAGUAGAUAAUACACUGGGUUAUAGGAUUUGGGAAACUAACACAUGAAAAAUGUAUCACAAUGGCCAAAGGUUGAGAGCAAACUUGUUCAUUACGUUCACAUCUUGUUAAGCUGUUUAUUACUUGAAACUAUUCUUUUUUUUUUUCCUUUUGUUUCUGUGGGAUGGAAUAUCAAAGACAAGUGUUGUUUCCAGACAGGGCUGUUAACAUUUUGAUUCUACUGUACUUUAUUACCAUUUAGCUGCUAAAUUGUUUUUCUUGGCUCUGACAAUGAGUGCCAAAAAAGCCACUAGUAUCUUUUAUUUAUUAUACAUGAAAAUAUCAAUAAAAAUGAUUGCAGUUUACCUUGAAGCCUCUUAGAGAACUAAGUAAUAUAUUUGCAUUAUUAAAUGCAAAAUGAGUGUCAUAUAUAUUUCUAAGUGAGUAGAGAUCAUACAGAAGCCAUGGCUCCAAACCAGGGGAAAACUUUAUAUUUUUGAAAAUCAAAUUUAUGGUACAAGAUACCUGGUAAUACAUCUUUACACAUUUGUUUGAUGAGCAGAUGAUUCCCUUUUUAUUUUCAUAUUGAUGUUCACUAAUAAAUUGCCCUUUAUUGAACCUGAACCAAGCUUCACUCUGCCCCCAAACAUGUUCAUAAAAGGGUACUUUCAUAAAAAUGACAGUUUAAUAUGUAGUGGUUAAUGUGAAAAAAAUAUGUAUGCAAAAUGUUUUAAUUAAAGAAGCGCUAUUAUUACCUAAUCCCUUGAGCUCAACAUCUUGCGGUGUAUCCUUGUGGCUGGCAUUGAGAAUUGGUAGGAUCCUCCACUACCUCCUUGCAUAUAUCAGAUACUGCUCUAAAUAAAAGAUGUGAAAUUAA
Xenopus tropicalis (tropical clawed frog) is the source of this 6438-nucleotide messenger RNA. It is a transcript of the gene fbxo31, whose product is annotated as F-box protein 31. The transcript has 9 exons. Gene Ontology annotation, biological process: protein ubiquitination. Lineage: Eukaryota; Metazoa; Chordata; Amphibia; Anura; Pipidae. Gene Ontology annotation, cellular component: cytoplasm. The record is from RefSeq and is a predicted model, not a curated record. Bases 170 to 1738 code for a protein of 522 amino acids.